Scylla paramamosain (green mud crab) is the source of this 673-nucleotide messenger RNA. RefSeq lists its product as uncharacterized. Lineage: Eukaryota; Metazoa; Arthropoda; Malacostraca; Decapoda; Portunidae. Bases 1 to 654 code for a protein of 217 amino acids. The transcript has 4 exons. The record is from RefSeq and is a predicted model, not a curated record.
AUGCAGCAAGUCAUCGAUGCAGCCUUCACUCUGCAGAUCAGGAGGAAGUACUGGUGCGUCACGAUGGUUGUGCUAAGCGACGACAUUGCCUUCCUCGCCGCCUUGGCCGAGAGGUCCCUAGUGAUGACAUCGUCCAGGCUAAUUGCUCUCACUCGCCUUCCAGCACGUCUUUUCCUGGAGAACGAAAAGUUACGCACGACUUUCUCCACUAUGAAUGCAGUUAUUGGAAUCUUUCACGUGAGGAGCAAAAGAUUCACCAUGUACUACCUGGAGCCGUACAGCAACCAGGAGGACAAGAUGACCCGCGCCGCACACUGGUCGCUGAAGGAAGGCCUAGUCCAAACCUCACGUCUCCCUCUCUUCUUCGAUAAAUUCAUCAGGUUCAAGCGGCGUCCCACUCUGAAAAUCGCCACCGAGGCUUUCCACUCCCGCCAAACACAAAAGGAUGGAAGGAACACUGAUCACACGUCUGACUACUUGGCGCAGGGGAUUAAUUUCAAGUAUCGUUACGAGCACAUCCCCGAUGGAACUUUUGGCUCCAAGCAGGACGACGGGUCCUGGACGGGCAUGAUCGGAGCAGUUUUCAGGAAGGCGCGUAUUGUUAUUCUUUGGGAAAUUAUCCACCCUAAUUCAAAACAUCUCCAACAAUCAUAAUUACCUGAAAGUCUUGCCA